Messenger RNA from Protomyces lactucae-debilis, 1395 nucleotides. RefSeq lists its product as uncharacterized. NCBI's taxonomy places the organism in Eukaryota, Fungi, Ascomycota, Taphrinomycetes, Taphrinales, Protomycetaceae. The record is from RefSeq and is a predicted model, not a curated record. Bases 242 to 1258 code for a protein of 338 amino acids. The transcript has a single exon.
AGUCAGAGUGCCCUCGCAUGCACUUGCUCGCAUGCGAGCGUUGCAAACCCCUGAAUCCUCAUGGUCUACGCCGAUUCUGCGGGUUGGCUCGAUUUCCGCGCCGCUCAAAGCUUAACGUGUCCAAUUCUGAAUAUAAGGGUUCGCAAUCGCAAUGGAUGUCCUCUUUCGCCCUAGUAUGCGCUCUUCCACCCUAGUCAAUCAGAGCAAGACUUCCUAGCGGCACUGUCUCGUCCCUCUGCAGAUGUUCAACUUGCAGAUGCAGACUGUUAGCGGCACACUCAUGCUCGCGCAGGCGUCCAGCUCUCUGUUGCUGUCCGCCUUUCUGUCGACUCUUCUCGUCAAUCACGGCAUCACGCCUGUCUCUGCCAAAUCUUGCAAAGCAUUUUGGCUCACUCUUGCCGAUCGGCAUCCCGACGUGGACGCACACAGCGAAAACUGCCAGUACGACCUCAAGCACGGCUCCCUGGACGAAAUUCCGCAAACCGUUCCCAGCACUGCAGACGAUCAUUCUGCUUCAAGCGAAAUUCACUACAACGACCAGUAUCUCGCCUGUUAUUAUGUCAAUAUGACCAGCGCUUGUCAAAAACACGGCAAAAAGAAUUGGUUCCAAGAGCAUUACAUUGACCUCCAACCCAAGCUUGCUGAAGGAGCUCUGAUAGGAGUGUUUUGUGGAAACAAAGAAUGGCGCACCCACCCCGAAAUGCUCCCUCGCAAUGAGCUGCCAGGCAACCAAGUCCAAUGGAAACUCACAAACGACCACAUCUGUCCCUCGAACACAAUUUCUGUGGCGCCAACUCCCGCCUAUUGGCUCGAAUACAAUUCUACUUGGAAUGACAAGCAAAAGGGCUGUCCUUUCAUCCUUCAAUCUCAAACGGGAGUCAACAAGGCCAAUUACUACGAACAGAACAAUUUGAACAUGGGAAACACUUACAUGACUGAUUCCACAUUGGUACGAGACGACAAUUCCGACAUUGUUUUACGAUCACCAUGGGACUCUAAUAUCAUCGAGACUUGCCAUUUUGUGCGCAAGACUCAUCAAUAUCGAGAGUGUCCUGACUCUGGUGAUCCCAAGAACGACUUUUUCCAGGUCAUCAUUCCUAAUUUCCCUUUAUCACCAGGGGUUAAUGAUCUAGCCGUCUUUUGCAAGCGAAAAGGCGACACGCGAGUGCAGCCAAUCUUUGAGGCGACAGGCUACAAGCCCAGCUGGGUUCUCGACAGGUCCACAAACUCGUGGAUUUUUGAGGUGGUUCCAUCUUGAGCCUCAUCCACCUUCUUGACGUGUCUUCAAUGCCCUUCUGAAGAACUUCUUUCUUCAUUGAACCAGGUCGAUCGACACGCUGAUGUGCUCGAUAUACUUUUCAAGUUUGUAGUCAGUAGACUACAUCUGCCAAUUUC